Molecule: messenger RNA, 1556 nt
Organism: Delphinapterus leucas (beluga whale)
Lineage: Eukaryota; Metazoa; Chordata; Mammalia; Artiodactyla; Monodontidae
Gene: PPP2R3C
Product: protein phosphatase 2 regulatory subunit B''gamma
Biological process (GO): regulation of dephosphorylation; cortical cytoskeleton organization; B cell homeostasis
Cellular component (GO): spindle; centrosome
Source: RefSeq, a predicted model, not a curated record
GUGUUGACGCCACAGCUGGCAGGGGGUGGAGCGGUUAGUAAACAGCAAAUGCGGGAACUGCUGGGCCGGAGUCAGCCAUGGACUGGAAAGAAAUUCUUCGCCGGCGGAUAGCGACGCCCAACACCGGUCCAAACAAAAAAAAAAGUGAACAAGAAUUAAAAGAUGAAGAAAUGGAUUUAUUUACCAAGUAUUACUCAGAAUGGAAAGGAGGUAGAAAAAACACAAAUGAAUUCUAUAAGACCAUUCCCCGGUUUUAUUAUAGGCUGCCAGCUGAAGAUGAGGUCUUACUACAGAAAUUAAGAGAAGAAUCCAGAGCUGUCUUUCUGCAAAGGAAAAGCAGGGAACUGUUAGAUAAUGAAGAAUUACAGAACUUAUGGUUUUUGCUGGACAAGCACCAGACACCACCCAUGAUUGGAGAGGAAGCAAUGAUUAAUUAUGAAAAUUUUUUAAAGGUUGGUGAAAAAGCUGGACCAAAGUGCAAGCAAUUUUUCGCAGCAAAAGUCUUUGCUAAACUCCUUCAUACAGAUUCUUAUGGAAGAAUUUCCAUCAUGCAGUUCUUUAAUUAUGUCAUGAGAAAAGUUUGGCUUCAUCAAACAAGAAUAGGCCUCAGUUUAUAUGAUGUUGCUGGACAAGGGUAUCUCCGGGAAUCUGAUUUAGAAAACUACAUAUUGGAACUUAUCCCCACUUUGCCACAAUUAGAUGGGCUGGAAAAAUCUUUUUACUCCUUUUAUGUUUGUACAGCAGUUAGGAAGUUCUUCUUCUUUUUAGACCCUCUAAGAACAGGGAAGAUAAAAAUUCAAGAUAUUUUAGCAUGCAGCUUCCUAGAUGAUUUAUUGGAGUUAAGGGAUGAGGAACUGUCCAAGGAGAGUCAAGAAACAAAUUGGUUUUCUGCUCCUUCUGCCCUACGGGUGUAUGGCCAAUAUUUGAAUCUUGAUAAGGAUCACAAUGGCAUGCUCAGUAAAGAAGAACUCUCCCGCUAUGGAACAGCAACCAUGACCAAUGUCUUCUUAGACCGUGUUUUCCAGGAGUGUCUCACUUAUGAUGGAGAAAUGGACUAUAAGACCUACCUGGAUUUUGUUCUUGCAUUAGAAAACCGAAAAGAACCUGCAGCUCUGCAAUAUAUUUUCAAAUUGCUUGACAUUGAGAACAAAGGAUAUCUGAAUGUCUUUUCCCUUAAUUAUUUCUUUAGGGCCAUACAAGAACUAAUGAAAAUCCAUGGACAGGAUCCUGUUUCAUUUCAAGACGUCAAGGAUGAAAUCUUUGACAUGGUAAAACCAAAGGAUCCUCUGAAAAUCUCUCUUCAGGAUUUAAUCAACAGUAAUCAAGGAGACACAGUCACCACCAUUCUAAUUGAUCUGAAUGGCUUCUGGACUUACGAGAAUAGAGAAGCCCUUGUUGCAAAUGAUAAUGAAAACUCUGCAGACCUUGAUGAUACAUGAUCUCUCAAAGACUAGACUGUAUUCAUUAAAAUAAGCUUGAAUGCUGCAUGUAAAACCUUUGAAGCAGAAUCCUUAGAAAUGGUCUAAAUAAAACACUUCAUAUGUCUAUAGAACACA